UUUACAAUUAUUGGUUAGGUUGUAAAUAUUAUCUACGACCAUAACCAGUUCAAAAAUAUCCGUUCGAAUGACACAUCUCCAUAAUGAAUUAUGUUACUCUUUCUUCUUUUUCACUGCGUACAGAAAAAUUGGUUGAAGUCUUGUAUAAACCUAAAAAUUGCAGUAGUAAAGAAGAAAUCACAAUGUUAUGCAGUCGUGUAUUGGCUACAUACAGAAAUCCGUGUAUUCAAAAUAAGCCACUGUUAACAGACAAACAUGACGUUUUGGAGAGUGAAGAAGAUAGUGAAAAUGAAAUUGAACUUUUUUCAAACAUGCGAAAAUUAAGCAUAACUGAUGAAAAUACUCUUAGAAAAGUUAAACAAUCAUACAGUAAAGACUUACGGAUUAUAAUAACUUCAUUACAAGAUAUAGGGUUUAUUGUGAUUGAAGAUAAAAUGUAUACUGCAGUACCAUCUGAAAUUUUUUACUAUAGACAAAAUUAUAAAUUUUUUUGUCCAAGUAGAAAUGUAUUACCAUCUAAAUUUGAUAGAUUUAAUGAAAAGAAUAUUAAAAAUAUUGACAAAAAUCAAAGUUAUGAACAUCAAAACACUAUUUCAAGGUAUGCAGAUAAAAAAUUAUCAAAACAUGUAGAGAAAAGCCCUUGGAAGUACUGGUCAAUGAGACACUUACUAUUCUCAAAGUUUGAUAGUGGUAUAUUAUUGGAUAGUGAAAGUUUUUAUUCAGUAUGUCCAGAAAUUUUAAGUUACCAUAUUGCCAAACGUUGCAAAUGUGAUGUUGCUAUGGAUCCUUUUUGUGGAGCAGGUGGAAAUAUUAUACAGUUAGCUAAAACAUGUAAAUUGGUUAUUGCCAUUGAUAUUGAUCCACAUAAGAUUAAAUUAGCAAAACAUAAUGCUGAAGUUUAUGGUGUUGCUCACAAAAUUGAAUUUAUUGUUGGAGAUUUCUUUAUUUUAGCUAAAAGUAAUCCCAAAUUAAAAGCUGAUGUUAUUUUUAUGUCUCCUCCAUGGGGAGGACCAGAAUAUUCUGCAUUUGAUAACAAAUUUAGUCUAGAAUCUAUGUGUGAUCAUCAUUUUGGAGGUGGUUAUGGUAUAUUUAAUCUUGUUAAAAAAAUUGCCCCAAAUAUUGCUUUUCAUAUGCCAAAGACAACUAAUAUAUUUGAAUGUGUAUGGUUAGCAAAGGGUUAUGGUAAAGUAGAAAUUCAACAAAACAUUAUUAAUAAUAGACUUAAUUCAAUCACUGCUUUCUAUGGAGAAUUCAUAGAUGUAACUGAUGAUGAAUAUUAAAACUACUUUUAAUUAACAUUAUCAGAUAUAUAUUUUUAUUGUUAUUUAAUUUUUAAUGGUGUUAAACAGUUUCUUCAAACUUUAUUACAACUAAAUGUACUUUUCUAAAAUUUAAAUAACUGACAUUAAACUCGUAAAUCGUAACUAUGUAUUUCAGAAACAUGACAAGUUAUAUAACUUGUAUAGUAACUCUAUAUUGGAGUUCAUGUUAUUAUUUUUCAUUUAAAUUGUUUAUACCAAGUUUUUCUUUUUAAAAUGUUAAAGCAUUGUUUUAAAUCAGUGACUAAUUUAUACAUAAUUUUUUUUUUUAAAUGUUUUAUUUGUAUUUGUUUUAAAAUUUUAACUAAUUUUGAUGAUGUAUUUAUCAGUUCUUAACACUAUCCAAUAAAAUUAACUGUAUAAUUUAAUACUGUAGUUACUU
This is a messenger RNA of Daktulosphaira vitifoliae (grape phylloxera), 1701 nucleotides long. RefSeq names its product trimethylguanosine synthase-like. Gene Ontology annotation, molecular function: RNA cap trimethylguanosine synthase activity. NCBI's taxonomy places the organism in Eukaryota, Metazoa, Arthropoda, Insecta, Hemiptera, Phylloxeridae. Gene Ontology annotation, cellular component: nucleus. Gene Ontology annotation, biological process: 7-methylguanosine RNA capping; 7-methylguanosine cap hypermethylation. The coding region runs from base 84 to 1280 and encodes 398 amino acids. The transcript has 8 exons. The record is from RefSeq and is a predicted model, not a curated record.